Megalobrama amblycephala (Wuchang bream) is the source of this 2634-nucleotide messenger RNA. RefSeq names its product ankyrin repeat domain 55 (gene ankrd55). Lineage: Eukaryota; Metazoa; Chordata; Actinopteri; Cypriniformes; Xenocyprididae. The transcript is spliced from 11 exons. Gene Ontology annotation, molecular function: protein binding. The coding region runs from base 409 to 2373 and encodes 654 amino acids. The record is from RefSeq and is a predicted model, not a curated record.
AGUGUGAGGAUGACAGAAUUUUAUUUUUGGGGUGAACUAACCCAUUAAAGGAAUAACCGCUUGAGCGGCAAUGUUCUGAACACGGUAACACUAGUAAUGCCACCAGGCUUCUGCUUCUGCACAUGCUCAGUGUGUUUCCCCAUCACAUCACGCAAAAUCAAACGGAGCAGCCCCUCCAGCCGCCUCCAGGAACCGAUGCUCACGCAUCUGCGACACCUGCAGACGUGUUCUCAGCCUCCCCUGUCCCAGCAGCCGUUUUCUCUUUCCGUGUCUAUCGCUCUCCCUCUUUUUGCUGUCUCCAUGCGAGCGUUUUGAGUCGUUGUUUGCGGACAGUGCUGGAAUCAGGAGCGGAGGGACAUCAUCAUGUCGUGGGCACUAGAGGGAUUUCUCUGAAAGCUGCAUUUGACAAUGGAGUUCAACUCUUCAUCUGUAUUUGAGCAGCACAAAGAAGCUGCUGAGGAGGUUGAUCUGAAUGUGGUGUACCAGGCGGCAGCUAACGGCGACGUCAACACGCUGACCGCCACCAUACGAGAGGACCCGUCCAUCCUGGAGUGCUGUGAUGGCGAAGGCUCCACACCUCUGAUGCAUGCUGUGUCUGGGAGACAGGUUGAUACUGUGAAACUGCUGCUGAAGAUGGGAGCUUCUAUCAACACACAAGAUGCCUGUGGACGGACGUCCCUCUCUCUAGCAACAUACCUUGGUUGGCUGGAAGGCUGUGUGUGUUUGCUUCGGAACGGGGCAAAACAGAACAUUCCCGAUAAGAACGGACGCUUGCCAAUUCAUGCUGCUACUGCUGAAACUGACUUCAGGCUCAUGGCUGUGCUGCUACAGCAGUCAACACUGUGUGAAAUCAAUCAUCAAGACAAUGAGGGAAUGACAGCUCUUCACUGGGCUUCUUUCCAUAACCGACCAGAGCAUGUGCAGGCCCUGCUGCAGAAAGGAGCUGACCCGACGCUUGUGGACAAAGACUUUAAAACAGCGCUUCAUUGGGCUGUGCAGAGUGGCAGCCAGUUAAUGUGUUCCCUCAUUCUUGACCAUAAUCUGGGCUCCUCUGUGAUCAAUUAUGAUGAUGAAAAUGGGAAGACCUGUGUUCACAUUGCCGCCGCUGCAGGUUUCAGUGACAUCAUCUAUGAACUGUCUCGAAUUCCUGAGACCAACUUGCAAGCUUUAGACGUGGAUGAACGGACCCCUCUUCACUGGGCUGCUGCAGCAGGUAAAGAUGACUGUGUGCAGGUAUUGUUGGAGCUGGGAGUGGAGCCCAACCCUCGAGAUAUUAACGAGAAUACGCCCCUCACAUACGCCAUGUACUGUGGUCAUACUGCAUGCAUUAAACUCCUCUCCACUGAAAACAGGUCUGAUUCAAGCAGGCCAAUGCAUGCUCAAAACAGUGACCCUUCUAUACGCAAGGAGGGGAAAUUUCGCAUGCUGAAUCACAUCUUCUGCAAGAAGAAGAAAGAACUGCAUCCUUCUCAGCAGAUAGACUUGAGUCAAGAAUGUCAGCUCAAAGAAGAGACGUCUGAGGUGGACGACAUCAUUACUAUGUUCGACUGUGUUGUUGAACCAUUAGCCAGAGAUGAGAGUGAAAACAGCUCUACUGUCAGAAAACGAAAUAAUGCAUCUGAGAAAGCCCACCUCAUUGAGGACACAUCCAGCAAAGACUUCAUAAGUCUCCCACCCAUACGCACUCAGAGUCUUCCUCCAAUCACUCUAGGUAAGUCUUUGCUGGCAAAUUCUCAGACUUUGGCCCACAAGACCAGUGGAGGUCAUGUGGUAGGACAUUUAGCACACAGGUCGCAGAAGAGCAAGAGCGAGCACGACCUUUUUGAUGGUAAAACUAAAGACCAAGCUUUUGGGCAUGCAUGGAAGACUGAAUCCAGUCAGAUACUGACUCACAAAGCAUGGAUCUCAGCUCCAUCUGAAAGACUGCUUGACAAGCUGCUGCAUGGAACUUCAAGUCCUUUAGACGUGCUGUGCUCAAAUCACUCACCGUACAUACAGAGAAAUGACCAAGCUCAAAAUCAUCUUUUACCUCUGAGGGUUAGAGAAACUGCUCUCACACGCAACAGUCUUGCUCCCAUCCGAGACCACUGUACUCACAGAUUUUCCUUACCACCGGACCAGGUCUCCCAGGGAGUGAAGAAGUCAAAAUCCUCUCUAGGAGCGAGUCUGGCCGUACUUCCACCUCCGUUUGCAUCCAAACUGCAUCGAUCCGGCAUUCCCCAAAGCCAGUCGCUCGGUUCCUUCCCGACUCCACUGACAGGAGAACCGUUACGGAACAUUCAAGUUCUUCCAGCCAUUCCGCCACAAAGAAAACGCAGCCCAUCUCCUCUCACGACCCAGAGGCCGGAAUAUCACUCUGAGAGCAGAAACUAAUAGAAAUUUGGCUAAAAUAAGCAAACAAUUGAAAAUUGUAAUACUGUUCAGCUUUUCAUGGGUCGUUUGGAUUCAUUUCAAUCACGAGGACACUGAAGUAUCACUGUUUGAUAAAAUUACUGAGUCUUAACAGGUUAUUUUUUCAUACGAUUUUACAGCAAUGACCUUUUUCUAUGGUAUGCAUAUGGUUGAACUUUUAAAUGUAAACACAUGCUUUAAGCUUAUUGUUUACUGUUAUUAAUAAAGGAAACUGUUGAAGUA